AGCUUAAAUAUUUUGCUUUUGGAAAUGGUAGAAGUCCAAGGCCAGUAAAAGCAAAGGUUGUCACUUUGAAACAAAGAUGGCUUCAAAGGUGAGGAGGUUCUUCUACACGAACCAAGCUGCUGCUGAUGCUGAUGCUGCUGCCUCCUCCACUGAAUCUCAUGCCGUCUCGCUUCUGUCGGGUCCUCCUUCCUGCGGGAAGACUUCUUUGCUGUUCCAGUUCGCUUAUAAUCGCGCGUUGCGGAGCGAUUCCGACGAUGUUCCUGCUGUUGUCUUCAUAUGCAACCGUCGAAGAUUGGAAGCUAACCCCCCUUUUCUCUCUCAGGGCAUUGAUCCGUCAUCUGGCGUGUUUGGGCGUAUACAAAUGAAAUAUGUCGAGGAUGAUGAAGCGGUUAAGAAGUAUUUUGCGGCGUUUCACCUGCACGAGUCUUUUCCAGCUGCUGUGAUCAUCGAUGAUUUCGGCGAAUUGUUUGACGAGAGGAAUUGCCAAGAGAAAUAUGCUAAUCCUCGAGGGCGAGACCUUGCAAUGGUCCGAACUUUGGCUCUAUGUCGCAAUGCCGUAAUGCACGCUAGCAAGAAAGGUCAGUGCGAGACGCUGCUGGCCGAUACGCACCAUGGAGACUCCCCGAGGUUGUUAUAUAUCUAUAAGAGAUGGGUUUCAUCCAUUUUCACAAUAAAAGGUGAUGGUUGCGGGUCGUUUCUCCUCAGCAGCAGCAGCAAAACUGGAAAUGGCAACUCCAUUAAAAGAGAAACUGCAAAGUACUCGAUAGCUCUUCAGUAUUUGUCCCUGGAGGCAGUAGAUGAUGACUCUGAGCAGUGAUUAUUCCUUCAUUACUCUUUAACUGGAUAUCAUUUUGUUGGCUUGUAGCUGUUGAUGAAAGUUAUGAUCAAUUCAAAACAUUAGCAGGGUUUUUUUUCUUA
This is a messenger RNA of Rhodamnia argentea, 918 nucleotides long. RefSeq lists its product as uncharacterized. Bases 77 to 817 code for a protein of 246 amino acids. Gene Ontology annotation, molecular function: single-stranded DNA binding. Gene Ontology annotation, cellular component: Shu complex. Gene Ontology annotation, biological process: double-strand break repair via homologous recombination. Lineage: Eukaryota; Viridiplantae; Streptophyta; Magnoliopsida; Myrtales; Myrtaceae. The transcript has 7 exons. The record is from RefSeq and is a predicted model, not a curated record.